AUGUUAUUUAAUGCAGAAGUAGGUGAGAGACAUGGGACUAUUGAGGAGGUUGGAGGUGAUAGAGAAGUUGGUGAGGGAUAUUGGGCUGAUGAGGAGGUUGGAGGUAAUGUAGAAGUUGGUGAGGAACAUGGGGCUGCUGAGGAUGGUGGUGAGGGAUAUAUAGGUGUGGCUGAAUUAGAAGUGGGUGAUGAACAAGUGGGUGAUGUUGGAGGUGUAGCUGAUUUGGUGAACACUGGGAAUCGACAUGUGGUUGCUCCUAAUUUGAAAAGGACAAAGUGUGGUCCUUCUCAGAGGAACACAAAACUUAGGUUAAGGUGGUGA
Messenger RNA from Lactuca virosa, 321 nucleotides. Lineage: Eukaryota; Viridiplantae; Streptophyta; Magnoliopsida; Asterales; Asteraceae. The record is from the annotation of a GenBank genome assembly.